CUUAAGAAAAACAGAGAUAUCUUUAGAUGAAAUCGAUGAAAAACGUGACUAUUUAAAAAUUGAUGGAUUCUUUGAGUUUGAAGGUGACAAUGAAAAUAUUGGUUCACCGCACAAUGGUAAAUUUAUGAUGUGUCUUGAAUUGAUCGCUGAGUUUGAUCCUUUUUUGGUCAAUCAUUUAUCAAAUUAUGGUAAUCCUGGGAAAGGUCAUACUUCUUACUUAUCUCAUUCAACUUAUGAACAAUUUAUUAAAUUGAUGGCAUCUAAAGUUCAAAAUAAAAUAGUCGAAGAAGUCAUAAGUGCACAAUAUUUCUCUAUAAUUAUUGAUUCAACUCCAGAUAUUGCACACAGGUCAUAUGACAAAGCGAAAAAUCUGUCUGGUCUUUACUCAGGCCUCCAGGCUAGAAUUAAAGAAAUUUCCCCGUUAGCUGACUUUGUUCCUUGUUCAGCACACUCUUUGAAUUUAAAUAUUUAUACAUUUUUUGCUGCAUCUACUCAUCGUUUGAACUUACUUAAAGUAAAUUUAACCUUAAAAAGUCUCUCUGAUACAAGAUGGUCCGCACGAGAUGAUGCAUGUAAAGCUCUGAACCAAAAUUGGGAUAAUAUUAAACAAAGAUUGUGUGACUUAUCAGAAAAUAUAAAUGAAAAACCUAAUACCCAUAAUGAAGCUCGUGGUUUGCUUAAAUUGAUGAACCGUUUUGAAGUUACCUUUAUGUCAUUAUUUUGGGGUAAUAUACUUCAACGAUUUAAUGUAGCUAUUACAUUAAAAGUAAAAAAAAAUCCUCCAACAACUAUAAUUGCUAUGAGUUCUAUGUUAAAAACAGAAGAAUUAGAAGACAUCUACCCUUAUGUGAGUUUUGCUUUACACAUGUUUUUAUGUACUCCGUGUUCAAAUUGUACUUCUGAACGGUCAUUUUCAACUCUACGUCGUAUUAAAUCUUAUGUAAGAUCAACAAUAUCUUAA
Molecule: messenger RNA, 961 nt
Organism: Sipha flava (yellow sugarcane aphid)
Lineage: Eukaryota; Metazoa; Arthropoda; Insecta; Hemiptera; Aphididae
Exons: 5
Molecular function (GO): protein dimerization activity
Source: RefSeq, a predicted model, not a curated record